Messenger RNA from Alosa alosa (allis shad), 2550 nucleotides. Its product is annotated as enhancer of polycomb homolog 1-like. The record is from RefSeq and is a predicted model, not a curated record. The coding region runs from base 344 to 1930 and encodes 528 amino acids. Gene Ontology annotation, biological process: regulation of transcription by RNA polymerase II. NCBI's taxonomy places the organism in Eukaryota, Metazoa, Chordata, Actinopteri, Clupeiformes, Clupeidae. The transcript is spliced from 13 exons. Gene Ontology annotation, cellular component: piccolo histone acetyltransferase complex.
CGCAAGCGCUGUAGCCCGUGUGGGGAUGGCUGUUGGUGAGCGGUGGGUUGGGCCCGGUUGACAGCGAGCGGAGCGUAGUGAGUUUUUAAUGUCCGCCAUGUUUGCCAUGGCGUACUGAGCCACGGAUAGACAGCGAAGCAACUGGGAAAAUAGACCGAUAGAGAGCGACCGAGAUCCGGGCCUUCCCGGCUCUGUUCGCCUCGCCGUAUUUUAUCUAUAGCCACUGGUACCACAGACUCCAGGAUACCGACACAGAAUUAUCCAUGAGAACUCAAAUCAGAACAGUGUUAACGUUAUAUUUUAGGAGAUCGGAUAUAUUUAUGCUGUAUCUCGAAAUAUAAAAAUGAGCAAAUUGUCGUUUCGGGCACGGGCGCUGGAUGCUUCCAAGCCACUACCCGUCUUCCGUUGCGAGGACCUACCCGACCUGCACGAAUAUGCUUCUAUUAACCGGGCAGUGCCACAGAUGCCGACGGGGAUGGAAAAAGAGGAGGAAUCGGAGCACCAUCUCCAGAGGGCCAUCUCUGCGCAGCAGGUAUUCGGGGAGAAGAAGGACACCAUGGUCAUCCCGGUGCCCGAGGCCGAGAGCGACAUCGGCUACUACGACUCUCUGUACGCGGGCGAGUUCCGCAUGCCCAAACAGCUCAUCCACAUCCAGCCCUUCAGUUUGGAGCCAGAGCACCCAGACUAUGACCUGGACGGUGAUGACGAGGCGUGUCUGCUGCAGGUGCAGAAGAGGCUGCAGGUUGGAGCGCUGCAGUUUGAGGACAUGAUGGAGAAACUGGAGAAGGGCAGUGGACAGCAGCUGGUGACUCUACAGGAAGCCAGGCUCCUGCUGAAAGAGGACGAUGAACUCAUCCAGGAAGUGUUUGAGUACUGGAGCAGGAAAAGGCGGAGCUGCAAGAAGCCUUCUCUCAUCCCAUUGGUCAAGCAGGAGAAGAGGGACGGGUCCAGCACCAGCGACCCGUACGUGGCCUUCAGACGCCGCACCGAGAAGAUGCAGACACGCAAGAACCGUAAGAAUGACGAGGUGUCGUAUGAGAAGAUGCUGAAGCUGAGGAGAGACCUGAGUCGUGCCGUGUCCAUCCUGGAGAUGAUUAAGAGGCGCGAGAGCAACAAGAGAGACCUGCUGCAGCUCACUCUGGAGAUCGUAGAGAAGAGGAAUGGGAUGACUGAUUUUGGAGGAGACAUCAUGGCUGAAGCGGAGGCCCAGAGAGCGCAGAUGAAGCCGGUCUACACACUCCCCCUGCUCCCCCUGACCAAUACCACACAACACCGAGACUACAGGAGCAAGGAGAAGGUGGAAGUUGUCCGUCAGAAGCGGAAAUAUGAGAAGAAGAAGCAGAAGGUUCUACCAGGCCCUGCCCAGCACCCAGGCCCCGCCCUCUUCAACGCAAAAGACUUAAACCAGUAUGACUUCCCCAGCUCAGACGAUGAGCAGAUAUUCUCUGGUUCUUCAGAGGCGGAAGAGGAGAAUGAUCCUGAUGGUGUGUUUGCAUUCCGACGGCGAGCGGGCUGUCAGUAUCACACUCCUCUCCCUCGAUUGGGUGGCUGGCCGUGGGCGGGUGCUAGUGAAGGGGGGCGGGGCCAGUCUCGUUACCGCUAUUCCCUCACCACUCUCACAUCACCGCGGCGAUGCCUCAGGGUGUGCAUAAGGGCUUGCAUCACACCACCACCCCCUCGGUGGCUGGCUCCCCCACCCCUGGCCAGUGGGCCUGGUCUUGUGCACGCCAGCAUCUCCCGCGACAGCUGGAAGCCCCCUCCCGGCCCAGGCAUUUGCCUCAGACUCAAACUGGCUGCCAGCCCGUGGCUGCUUGAUCAAAAGCCCGCGACAACGGCUGCCAUGGAGCUUGACCCCAGGGAAAACCACGAUCAAGACAAACCAGCACUCAACAGCCGAACAGACAGUACAGUGGCCAUGGAGGUUACGUAGGCCUCCUGAAGAGACUCAAAUACUCACACACACACACUCAUUCUCUCUCACACACACACACACACACUCAUUCUCACACACACACACACUCUCUGGCCGCCUCUGGGUCAGGGUAACCCCUCCUGGUGCUGUGCAUCGUAGCAACGCCAUGUUUCCAUGGCAACUAUCGGGACUUGACUGCAAUGCUCCUGUGUCAUGCUCUUGUUUUUUUAUGGUGUGUGUGUGUGUGAGGCCCAUCCUGCACCCGUGUGUAUAUAACAUUACUUGAACACACUUGUCUGUUAGUUUAUUUGUGAUAUUUUGCACUGGGGGGAUCAGGGAGAGUAUUAAUGUGUAACUGUGUGUAUGUGGGUGCUCUUGUAUGACUGUGUGUGUGUGUGUUACUGCAGAGCCUGCUGUGUUAUAUAUUUAUUGUGUCGUGUUUACAGAAGCCUUUUCCUGUGUGUGUGUUUGUGUGUGUGUAAGAUUUACUGAGCCAAACCGUAAUUAUUCAUCUCUCCCUUUGUUCUCCCCCUCUCUUCCUCUCUAUCCCUCUCUUCCUCUCUAUCCCUCUCUUUCUCUUCUCCCCCUCUCUUUCUCUUCUCCCCCUCUCUUCCUCUCUAUCCCCCUCUUCCUCUCUC